Molecule: messenger RNA, 574 nt
Organism: Pomacea canaliculata
Lineage: Eukaryota; Metazoa; Mollusca; Gastropoda; Architaenioglossa; Ampullariidae
Exons: 4
Coding region: 158-475 (105 amino acids)
Source: RefSeq, a predicted model, not a curated record
CAGACAUUUAAGGAUGAACUCGAUGCCACAGUUCUGACGACCCAGCGUGACUGAGCCAGACCUCUGUUCUCACAUACACCAGCACUAUAUAACCCCGGGGUAGAGUUUUGCAGCAGCAGUUGUCCAGUCUUUUCAGAGCUGAACCCGCAUCUCCACCAUGAAGGCUGUCCUGUGCCUCCUCGUUCUCGUGGCUUCUGUUUACUCUGUUCCGAGGGAAUUAAUUGAGAAACGCUUCUUCUUAGACGACAUUGACCUUGACACCUUUGGUCUUGCCCAUCUCUUUAACGUGACGACCGUUAGAACUACCGUCUGCGGAAUCGUGGCUCUGGGCGGAAGUGACGAAACCGAGGCGCAGUGCGAGGGUCUGUGCCACAAGGUUCUGACAGGUGAAACAGUUGCUGAGAACCUUCUCCACAGUGGCUGUCCUCUCCUCUGCAACUCUCUCCAAAAGCUGGUCCAUCUCAUCCCCUGCUGAUAAUGAUCGAGUUGUCUCGAUGUUUUGUCUGAAAAUGUGAAUGUUGAAGAUCCCGGAUGACAGAAAAUUCGAUGUGGAAAUAAAACUUUGCUAACUCGA